AUGGUUCCUUCGCGUGAGAUCAUCGACGACACUGCGGUCGUCAACGACGGCACGGCGGCCGUCAACCAGCGCACGACGAGCUACUGCGAGCCCGUCGUGGAGUCCACCGUCCGCUCGAUACGGUCGGUGAACACCAAGGAUGUCUCGGACGGCAAAGCGACGCCAACCGAGGACAUCAAGGUGACUGGCAAGGCUGGAGACCUUGCACUCGGCACUGAGGCCGGCAAUGAGACUGAGACCAACGGCACUGAGGCCAGCACUGAGACCAAGCUCAAGGGCGACUCCAUCAACUCGAUGACCAACGCCAACAUCACCAGCAUCGCGGUGGCGGAGGAGCGGCGGCGGCGAGACAAGCAGCUGGCGGAGCGAAAGGCGCUGGUGGCCAAGCGGACCGAGGCGAAGACCGAGCUCGAGCGGCGCGAAAAGGCCCGGCGCGAGGCCCUCGCCGCCGCGCAGCGCGACAGCGGUGCCGAUGGCGACCGGGCGGGCGUGAGCGAGGCGGACAUCGCAGAGGAGCAGGAGAAGAUUCGGGCGUACGAGGCGGCCUUCCGCGAGAUCAAGGAGGCCACGGGGGUGUCCGACGUGAGCGAGGUGAUUGAGAAGUUCCUCACGCAGGAGACGACGCACAGGAACCUGGAGCAGAUGACUGCCGAGGCACAGGCCGACAUCGACAAGCUCACGGCCAAGAAACGCGAGGCGCACGAGCGCAUGCAGCGGCUCAAGUACAGCGCCGAGGCGGGCGAGGAGCCGCCGCAAGUGGCGUCGCCCGAGCCUGCGGGCCGCACGCACGAGCGGCACCGGCACCGGCACGAGCGGCUGGCCAAGGUGCUCGUCGCGAUCAAGGCGGGGGUCGAGCAUCUCGCCGACCGUCUCGAUGGGGUCGACAUCGAGGAGGCGCGGCUGGCGCUCACAGAGGACAACAUGGUGGAGGUGCUCCACCAGUGCGAGAAGAAGCUGCGGCGGGUGAUUGACGCCAUUCGAGAGGAGGAGGAGGCGAUGGUGCGAGAGAUGGGUCAGUCCACUCUCAAGGCGCGGCCGGACAUGCCGUCGGAGCCGAUGGCCGCCAAUAAUUGCCGCAUUGGCGACGUGGAUGGCGAGGACGUCGAUUCGGAGGAGGAGUACGAGGAGGAUCUGGAAGAGGAGGUAUUUGACCGCGACGCUCUCAAAGAGCAGUCGCGAGGCAUGCUCGACAUGGCGAGCAAAAAGCGGACGAAGAAGAGGAGGGCCAACGGCAACUAG
Molecule: messenger RNA, 1239 nt
Organism: Emiliania huxleyi CCMP1516
Lineage: Eukaryota; Haptophyta; Isochrysidales; Noelaerhabdaceae
Exons: 2
Coding region: 1-1239 (412 amino acids)
Biological process (GO): cilium movement; outer dynein arm assembly
Cellular component (GO): cilium
Source: RefSeq, a predicted model, not a curated record